Paecilomyces variotii is the source of this 994-nucleotide messenger RNA. Its product is annotated as putative GNAT family acetyltransferase. The transcript is spliced from 2 exons. The record is from RefSeq and is a predicted model, not a curated record. Gene Ontology annotation, molecular function: N-acetyltransferase activity. Bases 223 to 747 code for a protein of 174 amino acids. Gene Ontology annotation, biological process: protein acetylation. Lineage: Eukaryota; Fungi; Ascomycota; Eurotiomycetes; Eurotiales; Thermoascaceae.
CUCUUUUGUAUAAGGCCAAUAGGCGGCGAUGUUCCUGUCAUUGACAGGGCGCGACGGGUAGCUUAAAUUAGAGGUUUCAAAUUUAACUGCGGGGUCGCUAGAGAAGAAGCAUCUGGGCCUAAGUAUGCGUCUCUAAAAAGUUUCUAAAGCAUUGUUAUUAUUGUGAGUCCUAGACCACCUCUACAUCGAUUAGACGAUUCCUUUUCGAAAUCCAGAAGCAAAAUGUCGGAUCAGCCUACGAUCCGGCUCGCGACCGAGCAAGAUGUCGGCUAUAUCCUUCAAUUUAUUCGCGAACUGGCCGACUAUGAGAAAGCCCUGCAUGAAGUCGAAGCUACGGAAGAGUCUCUCCUUGCAACCCUUUCUUUCCCCUCCACACCUCCGAGGAAGGGCAGUACCUAUACAGCCCUAGUCAUUCCACCGGCCACCGCGGAAAAUCCGACGCCAGUUCCAGUUGGCAUGGCACUUUUCUUCUAUAACUACUCGACAUGGCGCUCCGCUCCGGGAAUCUAUCUCGAAGACCUCUAUGUACAGCCAAGCGCGAGGGGCAGAGGAUAUGGCUUCAAACUCCUGCGGUAUUUGGCGAACGAAGUGGUUAGAAUGGGCGGACGACGUCUCGAAUGGAGUGUUCUCAAGUGGAAUGAGCCCAGUAUCAAUUUCUACAAGCAGGUCGGGGCGACGGCCAUGGAGGAAUGGCUGAAGAUGAUGUUGGAAGGAGAAGCACUGAAUAAGUUGGCGGAGCAGGCUUAGAUAGUAGUAGAAAGUGGCCCGUUUUAACCACGUUGUAGAUAGAUAAGUACCUAACUUUAACCAAUGGGCAUAUUAUUAUUCGAGAUGCGCCCUACUCUAUUAUCAUUCAGAACUGAUACUCAUCCUUCUGUUUCUGCUGUGUUGCAUAUUAAGGUCAUAGUCUGGGUUCGACACUUUGCCAGAGAGAGAGAAGAGGCUGUCGACGCGUAAUGUGGCUGUCGAAUAAUCGGCGAUGCGUGCCCAUCAU